Epithele typhae is the source of this 3465-nucleotide messenger RNA. Its product is annotated as ATP-citrate synthase. Gene Ontology annotation, cellular component: cytosol. The coding region runs from base 1 to 3465 and encodes 1154 amino acids. NCBI's taxonomy places the organism in Eukaryota, Fungi, Basidiomycota, Agaricomycetes, Polyporales, Epitheliaceae. The record is from RefSeq and is a predicted model, not a curated record. Gene Ontology annotation, biological process: citrate metabolic process; tricarboxylic acid cycle; acetyl-CoA biosynthetic process. Gene Ontology annotation, molecular function: ATP citrate synthase activity. The transcript is spliced from 8 exons.
AUGUCUUCGAAAGCCAUCCGUGAAUACGACGCGAAACUCGUCCUCGCGUACUGGUUGGAGCGUGCCGCCCCGGUCGACGCCUCCGCGCAAGUCGCGACCAAGUUUGUCUACCCCUCGCCCAAGGUUGCGCAAGUCUCUUGGGAUCCCGAGACGAACGCUAUCACGGCCGACACCCAGAUCCCUAGCUGGGUGUUCACCACUAAGCUCGUUGCCAAGCCCGAUCAGCUCAUCAAGCGUCGUGGCAAGGCCGGUCUUCUUGCGCUGAACAAGAGCUGGGAAGAAGCGAAGUUGUGGAUUCAGGAGCGGGCAGGCAAGCCGCAAAAGGUCGAGUCUGUGACCGGCACGCUCAACAACUUCAUCGUCGAACCUUUCCUUCCUCAUCCCUCUGAUGCCGAGUACUACGUCUGUAUCAACUCCGCCCGCGAGGGUGACUACAUUCUCUUCACGCACGAGGGUGGUGUAGACAUCGGCGAUGUCGAUGCCAAGGCCCUGAAGCUCGAGCUCCCCGUCAACGCUUCAUUCCCAUCCCGCCAAACCAUUGCCGACACCCUCCUCAAGCACGUUCCCGCCGCGAAGAAGGAGACUCUUGUCGAUUUUCUCAUCCGCCUCUACUCGGUGUACGUCGACCUUCACUUCGCUUACCUCGAGAUCAACCCUCUCGUUGUUCUCGAUGGCGUCAACGGAGGCCAGCCCACUAUCCACUACCUCGACAUGGCUGCCAAGCUUGACCAGACCGCGGAGUCCAUCUGUGGUCCCAAGUGGGCCAUCGCUCGUGAUCUGUCCGUCUAUGAAUCUGGCUCGCAGGCAACGACGACGAAGGGAAAAUCGGUGUCGGCCGACCGUGGCCCCCCUAUGGUCUGGCCAGCACCCUUCGGUCGUGAUUUAACCAAGGAGGAAGCAUACAUUCAGAAGCUCGAUGCCUCUACCGGUGCCUCUCUGAAGCUCACUGUCCUCAACGCCGAAGGUCGCAUCUGGACGAUGGUUGCUGGUGGUGGUGCUUCAGUCGUAUACUCAGAUGCCAUCGCCGCGCACGGUUUCGCGCACGAGCUUGCCAACUACGGCGAGUACUCUGGUGCUCCGUCAGAGGGCCAGACUUACGAGUACGCGAAGACUAUCCUUGACCUCAUGACCCGUGGCUCUCCUCGCUCCGACGGCAAGAUUCUCAUCAUUGGUGGUGGUAUCGCCAACUUCACCAACGUCGCGGCGACUUUCAAGGGCAUCAUCCGCGCGCUGAAGGAGUACAAGAACCCCCUGAUUACCCACCAAGUCAAGAUUUACGUCCGUCGCGGUGGUCCUAACUACCAGGAGGGCCUCAAGGCGAUGCGUCUUCUAGGAGAGUCGCUCGGUGUCCCAAUCAAGGUCUAUGGCCCGGACACCCAUAUUACUGCUAUCGUUCCCCUCGCUCUGGGCGUUGCCAGCAAGCAGACCAGCCUUCACUCCAUCGCCGCGACUCCCGUCAGCCCGCCCUCCCCCAAGGCCCCCUCUGCAAAGGACAUCGAGCCCGAGGCUACUGUUGGCACUAUCCACGCCGAUGGCGAGCGUACUCAGCCUCAGGACCAGAUUGUGUCCUUCGACACGAAGACCUCUCCUCAUGCUCGCCCUGCGUAUCGCCCCUUCGAUGCGCAGACUCGCUCCUUCGUGUAUGGCCUCCAGCCUCGUGCUAUCCAAGGCAUGCUCGACUUCGACUACUCGUGCGGCCGCGAAACCCCAAGUGUUGCUGCCAUGAUCUACCCCUUCGGCGGCCACCAUAUCCAGAAGUUCUACUGGGGAACGAAGGAAACCCUCCUUCCCGUCUACACCAGUGUCGCGGAGGCCGUCAAGAAGCACCCUGAGGUGGACGUCGUCGUCAACUUCGCUUCCUCUCGUAGUGUCUACUCUAGCACGCUGGAGAUCUUCGAGUUCUCUCAGAUCAAGAGCAUCGCCCUCAUUGCCGAGGGUGUCCCUGAGAGGCACGCACGCGAGAUCCUGGACAUUGCUCAGAACAAGGGUGUCCUCAUCAUUGGCCCUGCCACCGUCGGCGGUAUCAAGCCUGGCUGCUUCCGUAUUGGAAACUCCGGCGGCAUGAUGGACAACAUCAUCGCGUCGAAGCUCUACCGUGCGGGCUCUGUCGGUUACGUUUCCAAGUCUGGCGGUAUGUCGAACGAACUCAACAACAUGCUCUCCAUCAGUACCAACGGCACGUACGAGGGUAUCGCCAUUGGCGGCGACCGCUACCCCGGGUCGACCUUCAUCGACCAUCUCCUGCGCUACGAGCAAGAUCCCGAGUGCAAGAUGCUUGUUCUUCUCGGCGAAGUCGGUGGUAUCGAAGAGUACCGCGUCAUCGAGGCCGUGAAGAAGGGCGUCAUCAAGAAGCCCAUCGUCGCCUGGGCCAUCGGUACUUGCGCGAAGAUGUUCGCCACCGAGGUGCAGUUCGGUCACGCCGGCUCGAUGGCGAACUCCGACAUGGAGACUGCGGACGCAAAGAACUCGGCGAUGCGUGCCGCAGGCUUCAUUGUGCCCGAGACCUUCGAGGAGCUGCCCGAGGUUCUCAAGGCGACGUACGAGCGUCUCGUCUCCGUCGGCACCAUCAAGCCUCAGCCUGAGCGCGAGCCUCCCGUCAUCCCGAUGGACUACAAGUGGGCGCAGGAGCUCGGUCUUAUCCGCAAGCCUGCCGCCUUUAUCUCUACGAUCUCCGACGAGCGUGGUCAGGAGCUUCUGUACGCUGGCAUGCGCAUCUCCGACGUCUUCAAGGAGGACAUCGGUGUCGGAGGUGUCGUCAGCUUGCUCUGGUUCAAGCGUCGCCUCCCGCCUUGGGCCACCAAGUUCAUCGAGAUGGUGCUCAUGCUCACGGCUGACCAUGGCCCCGCUGUAUCUGGUGCGAUGAACACCAUCGUUGCCACUCGUGCGGGCAAAGACCUCAUCUCCUCUCUCGCAUCGGGUCUUCUCACCAUUGGCUCCCGUUUUGGUGGUGCGCUUGACGAGGCGGCAUCGAUGUUCUCGAACGCUCGCGACACUGGUCUCACUCCUCGCGAAUUCGUCGAUACGUGCAGGAAGCAGAACAAGCUCAUCUCCGGCAUUGGCCACAAGAUUAAGAGCGUCAAUAACCCUGAUCUCCGCGUCGAGCUGGUCAAGGAGUAUGUACGCAAGAACUUCCCUAGCCACUCCCUCCUCGACUACGCCCUCGCGGUCGAGAAGGUCACGACGUCGAAGAAGGACACCCUCAUCCUUAACGUCGACGGCUGCAUUGCCGUUUGCUUCGUCGACCUCCUCCGUGACAGUGGAGCCUUCACCCAAGAUGAGGCGGAUGAGUACAUCAAGAUCGGCACACUCAACGGUCUAUUCGUUCUUGGUCGCAGCAUCGGCUUCAUCGGCCACCACUUGGACCAGAAGCGUCUCCGCGCCCCUCUUUACCGUCACCCCGCCGACGACAUCUUCAUCAACAUGGCGGACGUCGCGCAGCCGCGCGUGCUCGGCAAAAUGGCAUGA